Messenger RNA from Orbilia oligospora ATCC 24927, 1260 nucleotides. RefSeq lists its product as uncharacterized. Gene Ontology annotation, molecular function: antiporter activity. The transcript is spliced from 7 exons. The coding region runs from base 1 to 1260 and encodes 419 amino acids. Gene Ontology annotation, cellular component: endosome; Golgi apparatus; trans-Golgi network. NCBI's taxonomy places the organism in Eukaryota, Fungi, Ascomycota, Orbiliomycetes, Orbiliales, Orbiliaceae. The record is from RefSeq and is a predicted model, not a curated record.
AUGUCCUCUAGCAAUGAUACGACGGAGGACAAAAGGGAACCUCUCAUGAGCGACAACAGAGACGACCCAAUUCUCCCUGUCAGCAAUGUCCCUACCCCCACACGGCCGACGAUACCUUCCGCUGCUUAUGUCAUAGUCUGGAUCGCCUUGAGUGGGAGCGUCAUUCUUUUCAACAAGAAGAUAUUAGACAAAGAAAAGGGUCUUAAUUUUCCCUUCCCGAUUUUCCUUACGACAUGGCAUCUGGUGUUUGCAACAAUUAUGACACAGGUUCUCGCGAGAACAUCAAGCCUCCUUGAUGGCCUUAAGACCGUCAAAAUGACUGGCAAGGUUUACUUGAGGGCGGUUGUGCCGAUUGGUUUCUUCUUCAGCCUGAGCUUGAUCUGUAGCAACCAGGCAUACCUCUACCUCAGCGUCUCAUUCAUUCAAAUGCUGAAGGCUACGACUCCAGUUGCUGUCCUUCUGGCGGGCUGGGCCCUUGGAAAGGACCGGCCGACUAGUAAGACGUUCGGAAAUGUCUCUAUCAUAGUUCUCGGUGUCGUUAUUGCUUCGUACGGUGAAAUCAAGUUUGUGAUGGUUGGGUUUAUCUUCCAAGCCCUCGGUGUCGCCUUCGAAGCCACCAGGCUCGCCAUGGUUGAGAAGCUCCUCAAUUCACCGGAGUACAAGAUGGACCCAUUGGUGUCUCUCUACUACUUUGCUCCUGUCUGCGCUGCCAUGAAUUUUGUUAUUUUCCUAUCCUUGGAAGCCAGCACUAUCACACUUGAUGAUAUUUUCCGAGUUGGACCAUUUGUCCUCGUGAUUAAUGCCCUAGUAGCCUUUGCACUGAACGUCAGCGUUGUUUUCCUGAUCGGAAAAACCUCAUCCCUCGUUCUCACACUCUGUGGUGUCCUGAAGGAUAUUCUCCUAGUUAUUAUCUCCGUAGCAUGGAUUCAUGACCCCGUCAAGCCACUCCAGAUCUUUGGCUAUUCAAUCGCUUUGGGAGGGUUGGUCUACUAUAAACUUGGAGCCGACAAAAUCAAGGAGCACUACGGCAGACUUUCUAAGGAAGGCGCCCUCCGGUGGAACGAGUACGGAACAAAGUAUCCAGCUUACCGGAAAGCUGCCGUUUUCGGAGUCUGCGCAUUUUUCGUUCUUGUUAUUUUCUUUUCGUACAGCAAUGCCGGUACUGCUGAGAUCUCCGGACAGGUCGAUGCCGUCGUCAGGGCUGGGGUCAACCAUAUCCAUUCGAAACGCGGGCUUGAAACCGUGAUGUCCUUUUUCUAG